This is a messenger RNA of Kluyveromyces marxianus DMKU3-1042, 4899 nucleotides long. It is a transcript of the gene CMR2, whose product is annotated as Cmr2p. NCBI's taxonomy places the organism in Eukaryota, Fungi, Ascomycota, Saccharomycetes, Saccharomycetales, Saccharomycetaceae. The transcript has a single exon. The record is from RefSeq and is a predicted model, not a curated record. Gene Ontology annotation, cellular component: cytosol. The coding region runs from base 1 to 4899 and encodes 1632 amino acids.
AUGGCUAGUACAAGCUCGUCUUUGGAUUUAAGCGUGCCGGAAAACCUGCCGCCGGCGCUUCGGUCGCAACUUGAAGAGUUAAUUGCGGAUUAUCAAGAAGAAAACCUCACAAGCAAGGGGUACCAGCGCAAGCGCAAACAACUGUUGGAGCGGUAUGCUACUACUACCCAGAAUCCUCUGGUGAACUCUCCUCGAUCAUCUGUGGAUGUAGGUAGGUCGCAUAGGCAUACUAAGUCUAUGGCUUCGAUGUCGAUGGCGGGCCGAUCAAUAGGGAUGGACAACCAGUCGAUUACGUCAUCGACGGCACAUCAUUACAAGGACACUAGUUCGUUCUAUAGGGUGACUACCACUCACUCGCACUCGCUCAUGAAAAGGUCUGCAUCGACGAUGGUUUCGUUGCCCGUCAAGCAUGUGGAUUUGAUUGAGGACGAGAAUGGGGUUAGCGGAUUUGAUCCAAUGGUGCCGUUACUUCCGCGUUUCAACAACCAGGCUUCGAAGGAUUGGGAUUCGAUACCUUCGAUUCUUCGUGGGCGGUUCCAAAUAUAUGGUGCCGAAACAGCAAUGAUCAGAAUCAACGCGAAGGGUAAGGAAACGUCUAUUUCGUGGGAGAAAUUAUACUUGAGGGCGGAAAAAAUAGCCCAUGAGCUCCAAGCGGGUAAGUAUAAGCUAUACAAAAUGGACAAGGUUUUGCUCUGGUACGAUCCAGAUGAGUCUAUUGAGUUCACAGUGUGCUUGUUGGGAUGUUUCAUCGCAGGGAUGAUCGCAGUACCUGUGUCGUUUUCGACGUACUCAUUGAACGAGAUUAUCCAGAUCAUCAAAUCGACGAAUUCCAAGUUCAUAUUGAUCUCAGAACAAUGUUAUGCAAGUUUAGAUGAUCUGUACGCAGACGAGAACACGAAGUUGAAAUUGAUCAAGAGCGAGUUCUUCUCCAAAAUCACUUUUUUGAAGACAGAUGACUUGGGAACGUACUCCAAGGCAAAGAAGAAGGCACCAACGUUUGAUAUUCCAAAUGUAUCAUACAUAGAGUUCACAAGAACGCCCUUAGGAAAAUUGUCUGGGGUUAUCAUGAAGCAUCAAGUUUUGGCUGGUCAGUUUGACAACAUGGCAAGUAUCUUGGACUCCCGGGAGUCCACUUCAAAGAAGAGUUCCAAAAUUAUCAGAAAUUUCCGCCAGAAGAAAUCUUUAUCAAAACACAUCAUCCUAAACAGUUUAGACCCAACAAGAUCUACCGGGUUAGUAUUUGGUGUCCUUUUCAACAUAUUCACAGGGAACGUGUUGAUUAACGUCGACAGAGACCUUCUGAAAGCCCCAGGCUUUUACGAAAGUUUAAUCAGCAAGCACAAGGUAAACAUUUUACUUAAUGACCAACUUCAAUUGAAACAAGUGGUAAUCAAUUACUUGGAGAAUCCAGAAUCUGCAACCUCAAAGAAGUCAAAAAUAGACUUUACUCAUAUUAAACAUUGCUUGACGUCAUGUACAACAAUUGAUACCGAUGUUACCGAUAUGGUAGUUCAUAAGUGGUUAAAGAACUUAGGUUGUAUGGACGCUUCCCAAUGUUAUACUCCUUUGCUCACCAUGCUCGACUUUGGUGGCAUAUUCAUCUCUACCAGAGAUCAGUUAGGAAAUCUGCAGAAUUUCCCGUUACAUGAUGGUAAACUAAAGCUGCAGGACGAACUUUUCGUGGACAAGGAAAAGCUAAAACUGAACAUUGUGAGACCUAGUAUUCUCGCUAUGAUGAACUCAAUCAGUUCGAAAAAGGACUUUUUACGUGUUGCGUCAUUUGGGUUCCCGCUCCCGGACUCUACUAUAUGUGUCGUUAACCCGGAUACUCAGACACUUGUCCCAGAUUUAACCGUAGGGGAACUAUGGAUCAGCUCUCCAAGUAUGACUGAUGAAUUCUACCAAAUGGAUAGAAUCAAUGAUUUCGUAUUCCAGGCUAGAAUCAAUUACAAAAGAAUGUUUGCGGAGAUCAACGAAGAGUUCAAGGAUCCUAAACAAUACACAGAAAAGCUUAAUAUGAUUAUGAGCAUGUGCCCUUCUGAAACAACUUUUACAAGAACAAAACUGAUGGGAUUCAUUCACAAUGGUAAAAUAUUCAUUCUCUCGUUGAUAGAAGAUAUGUUUUUGCAAAAUCAACUCAUCAGGCUACCAAAUUGGUCUCACACAAGUGAUAUAUCCAGGUCUAAAGGCAACAAGAUUAUCCAAAACUUGCGCACAAACUCUAAAGACACAACAUCAGACCUUCAGCCAAAUAGAAUCGUCCAAUCAUUUUACCUACAACAUAUUACCGAGAACAUUGUGCGGACAGUAGAUACAGUUUCGGAAGUAGCUGCCUUUGAACUACCACAUAAUCGACAGGAACACUUUUUAGUUGUAGUGGUUGAAAGCUCGGCAGCAAAUAAUGCAGCAUUAAACCCUGGGGCAUUUAAUACCUCUCCACAAAAGUACCGGUCGGUCGAAAAGACAAUGAAUACUCUCACAGAACAAAUAUACAAGAUGUUAUGGAUAUUCCAUAAAAUCCAACCGUUUUGCGUAAUGAUUGUGCUACCUGGCUCUUUACCCAGAAGAUACUGUUCUUUAGAAAUUGCAAAUAGCACAGUAGAAAAACAAUUUCUGGAUGGUAAGUUGAGAAGUAAAUUCGUUAAAUUCCAGUUGGACAAUGUGAUUUUAGACUUUGUCCCACAUUCCUCUUAUUAUAACGAAAGUAUCUUCUCUGAACAUCUAUCAAAUCUAAGACACCAAAGCAUAGGUGACAAUAUUGAACUAAAUUAUGGACUAUCGCCUCGGGAAACCUGGCAAACAUCUGGUAUCGAUUAUAGACAUUCUUCCACGGAUAGCAGAACUCGGAAAGAUUUUAGUACUUUUAAAUCAAUUAUUGAAAUAUUGCAAUUCAGAAUCAAGCAGCAACCCAAUGAUUUCGCAUUCAGUAAUGGAGGAGGGUCAUCUACCAAUAGUACCAAUAUUAACUAUUCGUGGAAAGCUUUUGACCGCAUUCUUGCUGCUUAUGCAAAAAAGAUUGUCGAGUCUAAAACACCAUUGAAGAAAGGCGACCGUGUAAUCAUUCUUUGUCAAAAUUCUGUGGAAUACGUGGCUAUUGUUAUGAUAUGUUUCAUUUGCAGUCUCGUAGUUAUUCCUUUACCUCCGCUCCUUGAAUCACAUGCUGAACAAGAAAUUGACUUUUUGCUAAAUGUUAUCGAGUGUUAUAAUGUGAAGAGAAUUUUCAUUGAUAGUAAGGCACAUAACAGCUUCGAACAGAAUUCAAAACUAUCGCAAGCACUAAAACACUCAAAGCAUAGCCUACCGAAAAUGACAAAUACUAGCAAAAUAAAGGUGAAGUCAAGUAUGAACCUAUCUCAGUUUUGGCCAUUAAUAAAAAGCAAAUUUGGUGAACCAGGUGCCAAACCGCAAGAUCCGUGCUUAAUUUGGAUCAACAGGGACCGUGAUGCAUUUAAGGAUAUUCAUAUUGUGAUGAAUCAUAAUCUCUUAUUGAAUCAAUGUAAGGUACUAAAAGAAACUCUACGAUUAAAUCCCUUGAAUAGAAUCUUUUCAGUGGUCAAUUACCAUUAUGGAUUAGGAUUCGUUCAAACCUGCAUUCUUGGGAUAUAUACAGGUGCCACUACAAGCUUCUUUAACUCCUCAGAUAUUCUGCUGGAUCCUAAGGAUUUCCUAUUAGGUCUUCAAAAUUUGAGUGUCAAAGAUUUAUACCUGACUCCUGAGCUUUUGUACCUUGUCAUGGAUAAAGCAGCAGAACUGUUGGCAUCGCAGUCCAACCUGACUGCAGCUGUGAAGAAGAAGGAAAUUUCUCUAAGAAAUGGAUCUACAAUAUCGCCUGGAUUCAUGGCUAGUAUCCAAAACAUAAUGGUACCAUUCUAUGGGCGCCCUAAAUUCAUGGCUAUCGAGGCAUUGGUGACAAAAUAUCCAUUCCUGGGUGUAUCGACAUCACAAUUAAGUUAUGUUUAUGAACAUCACUUUAAUCCAUUCAUAUCGAUGCGCUCGUAUCUAGGAAUUCCUCCUACUGAUAUAUACCUUGAACCGGUCUCCUUGAGAGAGGGUAUAAUUAAUGAAGUUGAUCCAACAACUAUCCCUGCUUCUGAGUUAGAAGCGUUCAUUCAUGUCCAGGAUUCUGGUAUUGUUCCUGUCUGUACAGAUGUUUCAAUCAUCAAUCCUGAAACUCAAGAACCAUGCUAUGAAAAUGAAAUUGGUGAAAUCUGGUGCUGCUCCGAAGCUACAGUUUUUGAUCAUUAUAUUCCAUUGACAAGCUCUCAAUUUUCAUUAAAGCCAAACGGCAGCAAUAGAACUAAACCUAAAUCUCGUAAGAUAAAGCGUGAUCCAUUCAUAGCAGAACAAUUUAAAGCAAAGAUCAACAACAGCGUGGACAACGGUCUAACAUACCUAAGAACUGGUGACUUAGGUUUUAUUAAAACAGUAUCUAGAAUUGAUUCUCAGGGAAACAACAUUACACUCUCAUUACUUUAUGUUUUGGGUAGUAUAAGCGAGACUAUCGAGGUCCUUGGUCUAACACACUUUGUUACUGAUUUAGAAACCACGGUAAGGCGUUGUCAUAUUUCCAUUAACAACUGUAUGAUUGUCAAGACAGGUGGGCUAAUAACAUGCCUAAUAGAAUGCAACAAUAAAAUGAAAACCGAAUACUCAAAUCUCACACCCCUAAUUGUGAGUACUCUUCUAAAGAAUCAUGGAAUUGUAGUAGAUAUGUGCACAUUUAUCAAACCGGGAUCGUUGAACUACAUGUACCGUGAUUGGUCCAAGAACAGAAAACAAAUUUUAACAGAUUGGUUGAGUAAGAAGAUGACCAUUGAUUCACAAUUCUGUGUAAGCUUUGGUGAGAAUAACUCUAUUUAUUUGUUGUCAGAUUUUGAAAAGAAUCAAGAGGGAUUGUAA